Molecule: messenger RNA, 747 nt
Organism: Adineta ricciae
Lineage: Eukaryota; Metazoa; Rotifera; Eurotatoria; Adinetida; Adinetidae
Source: the annotation of a GenBank genome assembly
AUGGAUCCCGAUCGACGAUGUCAAUCAGAUAUGACUGUGUAUGAAUUUUUACCAACACGUACGAACAUGUUAGAGCACUACUGUGUGGCGUUCGAACGAGAUUUAGAAGAUCUAAUUGCCGGUCAAGAUCCGUAUUCAAUCAUCGAUCUAUCAUAUCAGAAUUUAACUGAUGCAUCAAUGCCGUGUAUCAUCAAAAAUGCUAUUUAUCGGAAAGAAUGUAAAAUUCUUAAUUUAUGGGGAAAUCGUUUUACAUCGAAAAGUCUGUUCGUUCUUAUCAAAGCUUUAGAAGGCAAUCAAACAUUACACGAGCUGGAUCUUUCGCAUAAUAGUCUCGGUGAUGAUGGUAUUCAAAUUCUUUCGCAAUUUUUCUCUUUGAACAACUGUGAAAUCAAACAUCUUGAUCUUUCUUCGAAUAAUGUGACCGAAGUCGGUGCUCAUUCUAUUGCUGACAUGUUAAGAAGAAACCGAACGAUCAAACGAUUAUCAUUGAAUAAAAAUGACAUCACUGAUAUCGGUUUGGUUCGUAUAGCCGAAGAAAUUCAGAAUGGAAAUGAAAGAAUUGUCGAGUUGAAGUUCGACGAUAAUCCAAAUAUUACACGAGAGGGAAUCGAAGCUGUUCUUGGCAUUUUAAGAAACCAUCGAUCAUUGGAAGGCAUUUAUGUUCAGAACUGUGGAGUUUUUAGUCAGCGUAUAAAGGAAGAUUUGGAAGAAAAUGCGUUUCGAACAGGAUUUGAUGUUUUCGUUUGA